CAAAUUGGGCUUUGCUUCCAUUACCCACAGAUAGAUCCAGAACACGGAGCCGACACUCUGUAACUCUUUUGGCUGGCCGGGAGCGCAGAGACGAAGACCAAUUAGCAGCGGGCGGACGAAGGAAGAAGUAGCGGCGGCGCCGGCGGCACAGAGAGAGAUGUCAGGCGGAGCAUUUUGGGCGACGAGAGUGAUGGAGAUAGUGAAGAAGCACGACUCGGGAGGACUCGUCUGGAAGAGAAUCAAACUCACCCCCUCUCGUAAGGCCAACGCCAAGAAGCGCCUCCAGCGAGUUUGGCAGAAUGAGGCUGUCUUGAGGGCAUGCUCUGAACCACCACCUUCAACGGCAUCCACUAAUGAGGCUGGCGGACCAGCAGAGGGAGAUGGUAACAACACCACCAAAACCUUGGAUGCCUCAAGUUAAUGAGAUUGAACAUGAGAUAAGUAGCUCAAAGCAAGCGCUUUUGAUCGCAGAGCUAUAUUGUUCUAGUGAUAGUUUUAGUUGUCAGUCUGAUGUAGAAGGCUCUUUUGUUAAAGGAAGCAUACCACCAUGGCAACAACAUGAGCAAUUCUAGGAUACUGAUUUUGAAAACAAUCCAUUGGUAAUUCAGCAUAGAGUUAUAGAAUCAAGAAACAUGUUCAGAGAGCCAAUUUGGAUAUAGGUACUGUCAUUUCUUGAUGCAGACUAUGGUGUCGUGUUGCUGGGUGUAAGAUGCUCUUUUCUGAUAGAAAGGAAUCCCAUAUCUUGUUCUUGCAUGAGAACUCCAGGUUUGACUUGUAUGAUGCACUGCAUUUCAGUUCAUCAGGGGCAGCCAUUAAUUGAAGCUCCUAUGGUGGGAAUGCUGCUAUAUGGGGAAAGACAGUAACUUUUUGUUGUUGGUUGCUUGUGGAAUGGGAUCUUGACUACAAAUGUCAGAGACAGCUGAGCUAUCGCCUUUGUUGGAGACUGAGCUUUGCUGUUCUGCUCAAAUGGGCUGAUAGAAAGAAUACAACUUCAUUUCUCAUUGCAGUCAUUAACUGAACAGGCAGUAGGUUCCUAGUCUAGGCUUGGCUACUACAUUAUGCAGCGAUAGCUAGAAGGCUGCUGCGGUGCUGCCUUGUUUCUUCCCCUCUUCUUUGAUUUUUUGUUUGUUUGGUAAGAGUUUUUAAUUGUUACCCUUCCUUUUAUGAGUAUGGCAGAACUCCCAGACAGAUUUGCAGGACAUAUCAGAUACCAAACUUGUUGUUCUGUUUGGACAAUCAAAACCGAAUUCCUGUGUGAACUAGGUUAUAUUCAUACAAGUUGAGUUGAAUCAAAAUUUGGAAAGCGGGCAGAAUAGGAUCGUUACAUACUGUAAUUUUGUUUUCGAUUAUUUCAGUUGGCGUCUCAAAACUCAAUAUGAUUGUUGC
Linum tenue is the source of this 1386-nucleotide messenger RNA. NCBI's taxonomy places the organism in Eukaryota, Viridiplantae, Streptophyta, Magnoliopsida, Malpighiales, Linaceae. The record is from the annotation of a GenBank genome assembly.